AUGGCCGACCUCCCCACCACUUUCGACCGUCCCGUCCACAUCGCUGUCAUCGGCGGCACCGGCCUCGGAAAGCUCGAAGGGUACACGCCCGUCGCCUCCCUGACCCCGACGACGCCCUGGGGCAAGCCCUCGUCGCCUAUCAGCAUCCUCGAGCACAACGGCGUGCCCAUCGCCUUCCUCGCCCGCCACGGCCUGCACCACCAGUUCGCGCCCCACGAGGUUCCCGCCCGCGCAAACAUCGCCGCCCUGCGCUCCAUCGGCGUCCGCUGCGUCAUCGCCUUCUCCGCCGUUGGCUCCCUGCGCGAGGAGAUCAAGCCCAUGGACUUUGUCGUCCCGGAUCAGGUCAUUGACCGCACCAAGGGCGUGCGGCCUUUUACCUUUUUCGAGGGCGGUGUUGUGGGCCACGUUGGCUUCGCGGACCCAUUUGAUCAGGGGCUUGCUGAGGUCGUCAAGAGAUGCGCGGCGCAAUUGCAGGGCGAGGGCGUCGUCUUACACGAGAAGGGAACCAUUAUCUGCAUGGGCGAGUUACUCCUCCUCCUCCUCCUCCUCCUCCUCCUCUGCCAACUCUCCUAG
This is a messenger RNA of Colletotrichum orchidophilum, 573 nucleotides long. Its product is annotated as methylthioadenosine phosphorylase. The transcript is spliced from 2 exons. Gene Ontology annotation, biological process: nucleoside metabolic process. The coding region runs from base 1 to 573 and encodes 190 amino acids. Lineage: Eukaryota; Fungi; Ascomycota; Sordariomycetes; Glomerellales; Glomerellaceae. Gene Ontology annotation, cellular component: cytosol. The record is from RefSeq and is a predicted model, not a curated record. Gene Ontology annotation, molecular function: S-methyl-5-thioadenosine phosphorylase activity.